UUUUAGCACAUAAAAUAACAUAUAUUUAAUCAAGAUUGCAUUUAACUGCACAAUAUAUUGAGCUGACAUUAUAUAGAGAUUUUAUAUAGAGUGUUUAAUAUUAAGAUGACAAUAAUAUUAGGAGGUGGCAUAUCAGGUCUAUCAGCAGCGUAUUAUGCUGCUAAUAACGCAAGAAAUUCGGCUAUUACUUUAUUGGAAGCGUCCAAUCGUGUGGGUGGAUGGAUACGAAGUAAAAGAUCACCAUCUGGAGCAAUCUUUGAGCAAGGACCGAGAACCAUUAGACCUGUUGGAUUAGCUGGAAAAAAUACUCUUAACUUGGUGGAGGAUCUCCAAUUGAAUAACAAGUUAAUUCAUAUUGGACGAAGUCAUCCCGCGACGCAGAAUAGAUUGAUCUACUCAGAUGAAGCAUUGCAUCUGUUACCAACUUCAUUGAAGGGUUUCUUCAAGACGCUUUCACUAUUAGAUCGUCCCCUGAUAAACUGUUUAUGGACUGACUUGGCAGCUCCCAAGAUAUCCAAAGAGGACGAGAGUAUCUAUAAUUUUGUCCAAAGAAGAUUAGGUCAAGAUAUUGCGGAUAAUCUUGUCAGUCCUAUAGUUUGUGGAAUAUGUGCGGGAGAUGCGCAGAAAAUUAGUGUUAAUUUUUUGUUGAAAUCUUUAUUUGAGGCAGAACAGAAAUAUGGUUCCAUAGUAAAAGGUGUAUUGGCAAAUCGACUAAAAAAAUUUUUUUCAAAAUCAAAAGAUACAGUGAAAGAAAAUAAUAUAGACUCUGCAAAUUUACACUUGACUUUAGCGAAUAGAGCUCAAAAGGAAUACUGGGCAUUGUGGGGCUUGGAAGGAGGACUUGAACAAUUACCUCAGGCAUUAGCCAAUAAUGUAAGAAAGCGAGGAGUGAGAAUACAAACUGAGGCAAAAUGUGAAAAACUUACAUUUAAAUCAAAUCACAUAGAACUAUUAAUUAACGGCAAUAUUCAAGAAAGUUCGCGCGUUAUUUCGAGUUUACCUGCGAAGAAUUUGGCUGAAAUAGUGCGGGAGCAACAUCCCAUACUGUCGACAGAAUUAGAGGAGAUACCUACUGUAACAGUAGGAGUAGUUAAUUUUGAAUUCCGAGAAGAUGUAUUGCCAUUGCAGGCAUUUGGAUUUCUCGUACCACCAAAAGAGAAUCUUUCUCUGCUAGGUGUAAUCUUUGAUUCCUGUGUUUUCCCUCAAAAGUCUUCUACAGUGCUGACAGUCAUGAUGGGCGGGGCUUGGUUCGAAAAAUAUUUCGGCCUUAAUCCAUCGGAGGAUCACUUAUUAACAACGGCGAUUGAUCAUAUAAAACGUAUCUUACUUAUUGAGGAGGAACCAAUCGCACACAAUGUUGCCAUUCUGAAGGAUUGUAUCCCGCAGCACGUCGUGGGUCAUACUCAACGUAUAAAACGCAUCCACGAUUAUAUUUCCGCGCACCAUAUUCCUCUGGCACUGUGUGGUUCCUCUUACCAAGGUGUGGGACUCAAUGACGUUAUUCUGUCAGCAAAACAGGCCGUUGACAUUGUACAAUAAUUGUGGAAGUAUUCAAGAAGUGUAAAACUGCGAGAAAGGGUAGUAGCAUCACAUAAAAAAAAAAAACAAUAAAACUACGUGCAAAUACUGUGCAUGCUGAAUUUUAACAAUCAUAAACCAUGCAAAAA
This is a messenger RNA of Camponotus floridanus (Florida carpenter ant), 1667 nucleotides long. It is a transcript of the gene Ppox, whose product is annotated as protoporphyrinogen oxidase. Gene Ontology annotation, molecular function: protoporphyrinogen oxidase activity, oxygen as acceptor. The coding region runs from base 106 to 1539 and encodes 477 amino acids. Gene Ontology annotation, cellular component: mitochondrial inner membrane. The record is from RefSeq and is a predicted model, not a curated record. Lineage: Eukaryota; Metazoa; Arthropoda; Insecta; Hymenoptera; Formicidae. The transcript is spliced from 2 exons. Gene Ontology annotation, biological process: heme biosynthetic process.